Molecule: messenger RNA, 1640 nt
Organism: Myripristis murdjan (pinecone soldierfish)
Lineage: Eukaryota; Metazoa; Chordata; Actinopteri; Holocentriformes; Holocentridae
Gene: ccl44
Product: chemokine (C-C motif) ligand 44
Exons: 5
Coding region: 111-491 (126 amino acids)
Biological process (GO): immune response
Cellular component (GO): extracellular region
Molecular function (GO): chemokine activity
Source: RefSeq, a predicted model, not a curated record
GGAGGUAUAAAGAGGGAGGGAGUAAUAUAAGAGAGGCAGCCAUAGAGGGAGAGGUGACAGAGUAGAUUAUUCUCCUCUCCUCUCCUGUCCUCCUCUCCUCCAGCCUCAUCAUGUUCGUACUGCAGAUGUUGACUGUUAUUUCUCUGACUGUUAUUCUUCUGGCAUCUGUGGAAGGCAAAGGGGUGCAGAUGCAGAGGGACGUCCAGUGCUGUAUGUUGUACUCACAGGGCAAGGUGCGCACCAAAGAUGUGCUGCGGUUUGAGGUGCAGACGGAGGGGCCCGACUGCAGUAUACAAGCCAUCAUUCUUUACACCAAGAAGGCAGUGAAGUGUGCAGACCCCAGAGACCGGAAGGUGAAGAGGUUACUGAGGAAGCUCCUGCAGAGACAGAGAACCAAGGCCCAGAGAACCAUGUGGCUCCUUCCUCAUGACAACCUGCCCGUCAUGUCCGAGGACAAGAAAGAUAACUGGGCAGCUCUCAAUGUGGAAUGAGGGAGCACCGUCCAACAGGCAGGAAUACUCAUAGUCAUAGGCCAAGUAAACUUUCAGCGGCUUGUCAUCUUAACACGGCGGAGCUUGCUGACUCUCCAGUCGUCUUGUGUCUCUCUCUAUCUACCCUACCUGUCUCUGUGCGACCAGACCUGGGCAGCAAUACAUAUUUAAAAGGCUUCAGAUAUUUAAACAUGGAGCAUGCUUGAAAUAUCCCCAAACACAUGGCAUGAGCAGCCUCACAAGAGGAGUAUUACUUGUAAGAUAAGUCAAACCGAGUGUUCCCAAUGCGAUGUUUUCAGCGGUUUGAAACGGCUCCAACUACUGUUUGCCCAGGUCUGCCUGGACCUUUCUCCUCCUACAACAACUACUACUUCUACUACUAGUGGCUGAUCUGUUUCAUGUAGUGCCAGCAACCCAAAGCAAGCCAGCAAGGGUCUUGUUUCUCAAAACGAUCUUAUUAAAGUCAACAUAAGCGCAAAAGCUGUGCUUGAUAGAAAGGUAAAUUCAUGUGAAAAUUAGCAUUUUCCAGUGAUAUUAAUAUUGUAUAUCAGUAAGAUAUAUGCUUUUUCGUGACUUGUAUACCUUCAGUAAUGUGUAACGACACCAUGCACAGUAUAGUCGAUUGGGUUUUGUCACAGUGCACCGAGUGUGUAAAAUAUCGGGAACACCUUUCGAAUGUUGUUUUGCACAUUCCAUGCUCCGGUUGUCUCGAGGUUGAGAAUUCUCCUAUAACUCGCAUCCUCUUCAUUUACACCCCUCCCUCAUGAUUUCGAGUGUUGAACAGGUGAAAUCAAUAUGGGAUUGUACAGCGGAUUUCACCUGGAUUCACCUGCUCUGGAAAGGGUUCCUGAUAUUUUGAUCACUCUGAAUAUUGACUGUUAGUACACUGAAACUCUGUAUGAAACCCAAGCCAGUCUUCGUAAAUGAGGCCCUCAGGCAUCUAUCAGAGGUUUUAAUAAUAAUAUUAGCAGUUGAAUUUUAUCUUUUACACGACAGUCUGUUACUAAACUAUGCCAAAGUAUUCGUGAUAAAACUCACCACCUGUCAAGGCUGUUAAAACUUGAGGGCUCAGUUGUGUUUGAAACACCAAUGUAUUGUAGAAGAAUGCACUGUAUGUUAAAAACACAGUAUCUCAAGUGAACUAUUUUA